CGCGUCGGGAUGGGCGGAGGCCGCGACGGAAUCGCGCGCCGGCCCGCGCGCGGGGGGGGGGCGGUCGCGGACGCGUCGCGAGGACGGAUCGACGCGAUGGGGGCGCGCGCGCGGCGCCGAUCGAACGCCGAUCGCCGAUCGGACGGAUCGUCGAACGAAGCCGGAGCCUCAUCGCAGUCGGACGACGAGGAGCCGCGACCUCCCGCGCAUCGCGCGGUCUCGUCCCUGCGCAAGGCGUCCUCGUCGUUCGGGUCGUUCGAGAAGCUCCACGAGCUCGCGGACUGGAAGCAGGUCGGCCUCCACAAGCGGUACGCGGACCAGGCGCUGCAUCGCCCGAUCGCGCGAGGGUGGAUCCACCUCGUCGUCGCGUCGGGCGUCAGCGCGAUCGUGCUGUCAGGCGUCCUCUCGUCCGUCGCGCCCGCGCCCGUCGUGACGUUCGUGGUGACGACGUUCAUGCUGCCGUACUGGGCGUCCGUGGGGCUGCACUGGAUCCCAUGGCGGAAGAGGACCGCGCACGACAUCGCGCUGGUGUGCGACUUCAUCGGGAUAUCGCUGGGGUUCUCCGGGCAGACGGCGUCGUGGGCGGGGCGGGGGUGGAUCCGGAGCCGAACCUUCGUCGCCGCCGCCGCGAGGCUGAACGCGCUGUGCACGGCGUCGCUCGUCGCGGUCAUGACCGUCGGGCUCUUGAAGCGCAAGAAGCAGCCGAUGAUGCUGUACAAGCGGAAGUUUCGGUUCGCGGUCGUGGGCGCGAACAUGGCGCUGUUGGCGUUCGCGGAGAGCGCGUCCAUCGCGGACCGACGCCUCAACGUCUUCAUUCAGAUUCUCGGGAAGGCGCUCGUCCCCGGGUACUUUCUGCGAUGCGUCGCCGUGGACGCCAAGAUCGGGAGACGGGGAUGGCCGCUGCCGACGUGGGACGGGGUGUGGAGCGCGCACGAGAACUGGCACUGCGCGAUUCUGUUGUUGCAUUGCACGCAGUUGUACGCGAUGUCGCGGCACGUCGGCUGGGAGGUCGUAGCCUAGAUUUAUUAUUAUUCUUCGACUUAAUUAUUAGAGUCGAGUUAUUCAACCCCC
Messenger RNA from Micromonas pusilla CCMP1545, 1071 nucleotides. RefSeq lists its product as uncharacterized. Gene Ontology annotation, cellular component: membrane. Bases 10 to 1020 code for a protein of 336 amino acids. The transcript has a single exon. The record is from RefSeq and is a predicted model, not a curated record. NCBI's taxonomy places the organism in Eukaryota, Viridiplantae, Chlorophyta, Mamiellophyceae, Mamiellales, Mamiellaceae.